Messenger RNA from Cordyceps militaris CM01, 675 nucleotides. RefSeq lists its product as uncharacterized. The record is from RefSeq and is a predicted model, not a curated record. The coding region runs from base 1 to 675 and encodes 224 amino acids. The transcript has a single exon. Lineage: Eukaryota; Fungi; Ascomycota; Sordariomycetes; Hypocreales; Cordycipitaceae.
AUGCCCCAACCCACGCAGACUACGGGACUUACCCUUGAGGAAGUUGAGCAGGCCGUUGCAACUUUGGUCCCAUACUUGCAGGCAGCAGGAGCGCGGUUCAGCAUCAGCGGGGGAGCAGCAUCACUGCUCAUUCGAAGGCAUCAUGGUGUGGCGGCCCGUGUAACCGAAGAUAUCGACCUGGUUGUUCAACCCUCCGCCCGGGUAACCGCCGAGUCCAUCUCAUCCUACCUCUUGCAGGCCUACCCCACAGUUUUUGUCGGCAAAGAGUUGUAUGGUACCAUUAUGCCCGCUCUUGCAUUUACCCGCCCAGAUGGAUCAGUCAAGCACGUUGAGAUCGAGAUAUUCGACGUCUCUGUCUGGCCACAGCGUCCGCAAUAUAACCUGGAUGAUCCAGCCAACGAGGUUACUACCCUGUGUGUCUUGGGUGUGGAUACUCCGGUUUUUAGCGCCCGCUGGCUCAUUCGAGAGAAGAUCGUGACGGCUUUUGAGCGACGCGGAUCAAGGAAAGAAGCCACGGACCUCGACGAUGCUAUCGCUCUUCUGAAUCUUGUGGAGGAUAACAGCAUAGACAUGACCAAUUUCGAGGACGCAGUACGACAUAUAUAUUCAAGUUGUCCUGAAGAUCGCCAGAUACUAGAGCUGAAAAUUCAUUGCCCAAAUGUUUUGGGCGAAUAG